This is a messenger RNA of Labrus bergylta (ballan wrasse), 8164 nucleotides long. Lineage: Eukaryota; Metazoa; Chordata; Actinopteri; Labriformes; Labridae. The record is from RefSeq and is a predicted model, not a curated record.
AUGGGUAACCUCAUCAGCCGGCCCAGCUGCCUGGGCCAGAAGUCCAAACACGUGAGGUCAGACGAGGCCUUCCUAAAGGAGUGUUACCAACGAAGAAGAGAGUGGCAGCCCCAGGAACAGCAUGUAGAGGCCAAACCCGAAGUGGCUGUUGAAGAAAAUACAAAGGAGGAUGCAAUCAAGGAAACGGAGUCAGAGUGCGACAAGGAGUUAGAGGAAAUUGAUCUUAAAAGGGAGGAGGGGACUCAAACUCCCAUUUCCGACAAACCCCUCAGGAGUUCUCCAGCCUCUACGAUCAGGAGCAGCAGUACUUUGGAAAACGCCUGGCACAGCAGCCCUUCUCCAAUAAAAACAUCCCGAAAUGGGACCCUCACAAGGAGAACAGUGGCCCCGGAGUUUGCCAGAUCCCCCCUGGCUCAUCUCGACAAGAGUGCAGCGGAGAGGAGGGCCAGCUUCCAGAGAAGAGACUCCAGAGAAGGAAGCCCUUGGUCCUGGAAGACGUUGGCAUCACGAGAGGUUACAGAAGUGACGGAAGUGACAGAGACGAUCGUGACAGAGAUUGUGGAAGUUACCGAAUAUCCAUCUGGAGAUAAAGGAGGGGACCCCGUUGUUACAAGAACUGUUAGAGUCCUAAAUGGUGCCGCUAAGGAACUGGCAGAGCUCCAAAGUGAUGGGCACUCAAGCUCAGACCAAGAAUCCAGUCUGGAUAGAUGGCAGGGAACGAGAUCUGCCUUGGCACUGAGGGAUGCGUCCACAGAUUCUGACACAUUUCUCCAAAACCUGGAAGCUUUGCUCACAUGGGUCAGUGAGAUUGAAGAGCUCACAGCAAAUCAGAAACCACCAUCUUCAGAGGUCAAAGUGGUGAAAGCACAGCUCCAAGAACAAAAGCUCUUGCAGCGUCUCCUAACAGACCGAAGGCGUAGCAUGGACUGUAUGAUGUUGGAGGGCCCUCGACUGGUGGAGGCCCACCCAGGAGAGGAAGGGGAGCAGACCAAGGUCAAGCUCUCUGCUCUCCAACAGAAAUGGGAGGCUUUACAGCUGGAGGCAGAACAAAGGAGAGCGUGUCUGGAACUCAUUCUGCCCAGGGCCCAGCUCUUCCAGGAGGGAGUAGACAGUUUACAGCAAUGGCUCAUAUCGGUGGAGCAAACUCUAGCUGAACUACGGAAUGCAGAGAGAGUGAUGCUGCAUCUCUCAGAAGCAACAGAUAGGGCCAAGGCUGUCGUUGAAGAGAUUCAAGUAAAAACUGUGGAGCUAGGAAAAAUACAAAGGUCAGCCCAUGAUCUCAUGGGAGCAAUUUCAGAGGAGGAAUCCCAGCAGGUACAGGAGAAGAUGGAUUCCCUGCGUAUCCGUUGCUCUGUGCUAAGUAUAAGCAGUCUGGAUGUGCUGCAAAGACUUGAGCAGGCCCUGGAGGCCUCCAGUCGCUGUACCUCCAGCCAGGAGGACCUCCACCUGUGGCUGGGCCGCAUUGAGAGGGAGCUCCUCGGGGCAGGUGGAGCACAGACACAUGCUGGAGAUUCAGUACUAUGUGCAGCUGAGAGACAGAGGCUGGAGCAGGCAGUGGUAAAGGAGAUGGCCUGGUUCAGAGACACAGCACUGAGUCUUGAGAAGCUGAAAUCCAUCAACCUGCAUCCAGAGCUCAUAGCAGAACAACUCUAUGAACAGAAGAUUUUGGCUGUGGAGAUUCUUCAACACAGGUUCAACAUUGAGAAGAUGGUGAAGAUCAGUGAAAUCUUGCUGACAUACAGUGAUGAAGGAGAAACAGGCGAUUUGCGGACACCAAUGGAGGCCUUACAGGAACAAUGCAACACAACCUCAGCCACCAAUUCCCAUGUGGUCCUGCAGCUUGAGCACGCUCAGUCGCUUCUUCUCCAGUUCUCAGAGGGCUUUGCUGAGGUUUCGCCUUGGCUUCAAGAAACUCAAUCCCUAAUUGGCCAGCUCUCCCUGAGCACAAUUAGCUACGAAGCCUUUCGGGAACAACAGGACCUCUUACAGGGUCUGAGGGAGUCUAUAGCAGAACAUAGACCCUUGAUUGCACGCUUAUGCUCUCUAGCAAAACGCUUAUCAGAACUAAACCCCACUCAGGGGGAGGAUUUCUGUCGAAAGGCUUCAGAGGCCGAGGAACAACAUGGAGCCAUCAGAGACCGGGUCAGAGAGACGGCUAAUCUGCUGGAGGAGUCCUUGCCUCGAUUCACACAGCUGAAUGAGAGGAUGACACUUAUCAGAGAGAGUCUUGACCGCCUGCGCAGUCGCAUACAGACUCCCAGCUCUCUUCAAGGCCUCACCCCAAGGAUCCAGGAGCAGCUGCAGGACAACAAACACACCCUGGCUGAGCUUUCCAAGCUGGAGACAGGCCUCGGCAGCAUCAAGACACAGGCAGAUGAGCUGCUGGCUAACACACAGGCAGCCGGUGACGGAUCGGUUGGCACAGCCAUCCAGGAGCGAGUAUCCAGCCUGUCCCAGCUGUGGGAUGAGACACACACUCAGGCCCAGGAGAGGGAAAGCUGGCUGCUCAAACUUUUGGAUCUGGCCUUGAAGUUCUGGAGUGAUGUCAGUGAUGUCACAGCUGCUCUCAAUGAUGGUCAGCAGGCCGUUCUGGAUCUCAAUGCUAGUCGGACAGACUCCGAAACAAUCCGCCAGAGCCUUGAGACCAUGCAGACUCUCAGGGAGGACAUUGACAGUUUACAGGGAGAUCUGGACACCCUUGGCAUUCUGGGAAUGGACCUGAUGUCAGCCUGUGGGGAUACAGAUAAACCAGAUGUCACAAAGAGCCUAGAUGAACUCUAUUGCACAUGGAACAACUUGAGCAAACUGUGGAACGAAUGUCACAACAAGCUGGAGGAGUCCUUGCAGAUGGCACUUCACUAUCAGGACACUAUGCAGGGUCUUUUUGAGUGGUUGAAGUCGGCUGAGCUGAGGUCAACUGAAGAGUUUAUGGUUGGCCCUGACCUGGAGUCAGUCAAAGAACAGCUCUGUGAUCUCAAGGAAUUUAAGCGUGAGCUCUACCAGAAGAAAAUCGAGAUAGAGAGUCAGAACCAUCGCUUUGUGUGCCGACUGUCUCCAGGCUCAGAGCGUCCAGGUUCAGUCUCACCGCUGUGUGACUUCAGACACCGCUGGGACAGCUUGGAGUCAGAGACCGUCAACAGACAGCAUCAGCUGGAGUGUGCUCUGCUGGGUCUGGGUCAGUUCCAAAACACACUGGAUGAGCUGCACACAUGGCUCUCCAGGACUGCAGAACAACUGCAGGGCAGCCAGCCAAUCAGCAUCGACCUGCAGGCCUGUGAAAUAGAGCUGGCAAAACACAAGGUACUGCGUAAUGAUGUCAUGUCCCACGUUCGCACGAUGGAGACCCUGAACCAGGCAGGCAGGGGGCUGCUGGAGGUCGGGUCUGGGGACAGCCCGCAUGGUCUGCAGUCUCGCCUGGAGCAGCUGAAUGAGAGCUGGGAGUUUGUCCGCUGCGAGACUGAGCGCAGGCAGCUGGAGUUAGAGAACAGACUGAGUCAGGUACAAGAUGUUACAAUGGAGAUUCAGGAUCUUCUGCAGUGGCUGGAGAACACAGACCUGAGACUGUCCUCCUCUAAAAUCAUAUGGAGUAUGCCGGACUCUGCCGCUGAAAGGCUCAGUGCACACUUGGAGUUGUGCAAUGAGAUGGAGUCAAAGCUUCACGCCUACACGGAUGUGAAGAAUGCCAUCCACAGGAUGCUGGAGAGCAGAGAUGUUGUGCGGGGAUCGAGCACUGAACACAGCUUAUCCAUUCUCGAACAGAAAUGGGCCUCUGUUUACAGCAAAGUCCAGGAGCGAAAGGCGAAGCUUACAGAAGGGCUGAGUCUGUCCAAGGAGUUUCACAGUAGUGUGCAGGAACUUCUCACUAAGAUGACCAAGUGUGAAGAGUCUAUUGGGUUUCUUCCUGCUCCCAGCUUUGUCCUGGACACAGUUUGUACUCAGCUGCAGGACCAAAGAACACUGGUGAAUGAGGUGAAGGGCUAUGGUGAGAAGAAGAGCACAGUGGAGAACACAGCAUGUAGACUAACCGAGCUGAGCAGGAAGGAAGACUGUGAUGUCAUCCAUAACCUGAUCAUGACUGUCCAGGAUCGCUACAAGAAGCUACAGCAGCGGGCUGCGGAAAGAGGCAGGAUGCUGGAGGAGGUCAAAAAGAACGUCAAACAAUUUAAUGAAUCAUGGCGCCUGCUAGUGGACUGGAUGACGGAGGUAGAGCAGACGUUAGACACACAUAAAGAGAUCGCUGUGUCCCACGAGGAGAUCAAACAACAACUGACUGAGCAAAAGGAGUUCCAGAAACUACUGAGGUCAAAGAGGCCGAUGUACGACGCUGCAUCUAAGAAUGGGCGCAGUCUUCACGAGCGAGCUCAAACCGGCCAUGACAGACAGCAUCUGGAAAACCUGCUGGCUGAACUCAAAGACACAUGGGACACGAUCAGUGGGAAAUCUAUGGAGAGACAACACAAGCUGGAGGAGGCCCUGCUGUUCUCAGGUCGAUUCACUGACGCUCUGCAGGCUCUGAAUGACUGGCUGUACAGAGCAGAGCCCCAACUAGCUGAUGAUGUUCCUGUAGGCGGAGACAAGGAUAUGGUGCACAACCUGAUAGACAAACAUAAGGCCUUCCAAAAGGAGCUGGGGAAGAGAGCUGGAUGCAUAAGAACCCUGAAACGCUCCGUCAGAGAUCUGACCAGGAGCAGCACAGCUGAUGCUCACUGGCUGCAGGAGCAGAUGGAUGAGCUGGAAGGCCGCUGGGAAGUUGUGUGCAAGCUGUCAGUCAGCAAGCAGGACAGGCUGGAGGCUGCACUUCAGCAGGCUGAGAAGUUCAACGGCCUUGUCCACUCUUUCAUGGAACAUCUCACUGAGGCAGAGAGGAUACUUAAGUAUGGGGUCAUACCAGAGGAGGAGGAAGGCUUGCUCGCCUUCCACAAACAGCACAAGGAAUCCAUGAGUGCCCUGCAGGCUCAGGCUGUGGACUUACAGAACAUUCAGUGUCUGGGUGAAGAGAUCCUGGCCUCCUGUCACCCAGACUCUAUAAUCACCUUAAAAUCCUGGAUCAGUGUCACCAAGACUCGCUAUGAGGAGGUUCAGACCUGGGCUCAGCAGCAGGGCCAGAAGAUCCAGGCCAGCUUGGCAGCACUGGAGGCAGAGAGAGAGGAGGUCCAGAGGCUGCUGGACUGGAUCUCAUCAGCAGAGGAAUCCCUCACCCUCAGAGAACAGGAGCCACUACCCGAGACCACGGAGCAGAACCAAGAAUUGAUAGAACAGCAUACACAGGUUUUCAUGGAGGAAUUGAAUAAGAAGUUUCCAGAGGUUGAACAUGCCACAAAGUCCUGCAAACACAAAAGCAUCCCUAAGCAUCAAAUCUCACCCAGCAAACGUCCACUCACAAAGAGGAGGAGCACUCUGAAGCUCCCGCCUGUAGUGCCUGUUCCCCUGGAGCACCUUGACCCCCAGACCCCAGAGCUCAGUCAGCUGGUCCGCCAGUGGCAGAAAGUCUGGCUCCUGGCUGUGGCGAGACAAACACGUCUGGAGCAGCACCAGCAAAUGCUCAAAGAGAUGGAGGAAUUUGCAAACUUUGACUUCAAUAUUUGGCGAAAGCGCUACAUGCAGUGGAUCAGUCAUUUGAAGUCGCGGAUCCUGGACGUGUUCCGCAGCAUUGAUCGGGACCAGGACGGACGCAUCAGCCAGAAAGAGCUUGUUGAUUAUGUCCUUGCCUCCAAAUUCCCAACCAACUCCCUGGAAAUGAACGCGGUUGCUAACAUCUUCGACAUUAACAGUGAUGGCUUCAUCGACUACUAUGAGUUUGUGAGUGCGCUACACCCCAGCAGAGAUCCAUACAGGAAAACACUGGAUGCAGAUCAAAUCAAUGAAGAGGUGAGCCGACAGGUGUCACAGUGUAACUGCCCCAAGAGGUUUCAAGUGGAGCAAAUAAGUGCCAAUAGAUACAGGUUCGGAGAUUCCCAGCAGUUGCGCAUGGUUCGCAUCCUGCGCAGCACGUUGAUGGUCAGAGUGGGAGGAGGCUGGACUGCUCUAGAUGAGUUCCUGGUAAAGAAUGACCCCUGCAGAGUAAAGGGCAGGACCAACCUGAAGAUCAAGGAGAAGUACUUGUCCCCUGCUGGAAGCUCUUCAAAAGGUCUGACUGUCAGCAGGUCAAACUCCAGCCUCAGCCUCUACAGCAGUGCCUCCGCCCCCACCAGCCCCAUGACCCGCAAGGCAUUACUUCGCAGAAGUUUCUCAGGUGACCGCUGCAUCCGCCCCCGGAGCUCCAUCGCUGCUUUGGGCUCCGAUCUACAGUUUGUCACAACAGGGGAGGACAAUUCUCCCUCACCAUCAGAAGAAGCUGAGAGGUUACCCACAUGAUGACCUUUGCCCCUGAGCACCACGUGUAUGCUGCAGUGCUGAACCCAAACACCGCCUUGGGGCCCCCGAAACACAAUGAUAAGAGGAAGCAACGUGAUACAGGGGGCCAAAUGGCAACACUUCAGUCACAUCUGAAGAGAACAAUGACAGAAAAGUAUCACAAAGUUCACCAGAGGUUAAAGGGUCCCUGUGUACAGAUGAAUCCCCCCUCUGAGUGGAGAAAGACGAGGUCUAUCCAGAUGCAAAUCAAGAUUUUCUUUUUAUUCCUUGUUGCAUUUCAUACAGAAAUAUCGGAUUGCCUAGAGAGUAGGGAUUACAAGUUCUGCAUGGAUGCUUAUUGCAUGAGGGCCAGAGUCUUGCUCUAUCAAAUAUUGAUUUUCCUGCUUUUUAUUUUUAUUCGGUUGUAAAGAAAAAGUCAGAAGGUACGAGAACCCUGAGAACAAAAGCUCAUGGGCAGUGAUGUGGGGAAACUGAUUGAACAGUGACUUACAGGUAGAAGGCAUUUGUACAUUGUGCUGUCUGAUAUCUUCCAAAAAACAAACAAACAUAUACCAAAACCACAAGGAUGUGAAGGUUACAGCUUGAUGUCCUUCAACAUUGUGAUAAUUACUGUUUUCAUUUCAGUUCAUGAAGUUGACAUUGUUGGCAGUGCCACAGUUUUGUUUUUUGCCUCCAUAUUUUCACUUUAUUGUGUAUUUGUAUGCUUCUUUUCUGUACGUUUGUUAUAAACACUGGAGAUUGUGUAAUGGGCGAUGCACUGAAGUUCAACAAAGUCAUUGUUGAUUUGUAGAGAUUAUUUUCUCAGGAUUUGUUUUUUUCUUUUUUGUGCUUCUGGAUGUACGUAUGUUUAUGGAACAUUACUGUGAAAAUGUAGUUUUUUCGUUUACGUCAUAACACUGUACUUCCUGGGAAAGUUUUGUUUAAAAAUGCACUUUUAUGUGUCCAACUACUGUAGAUGAAUCAUUUUGCUAAGAUCGCAGUUGUCAUGAAUAAGAAAAAGAACAAAAGAAUGCACUGGAGAUGACUGAAGUUUUGUCGUUUUUCAGUUAAAUCGACCUUAUAGUUUCAUUGUUUCUCCCUACCAGCCACUUUAACCAAAAGCAGUAUAUUUUGAAUUUCCUGUAUUUCAGUCUUGAGUUUUUUUGUCUUUGACCUCCAAUCCAUUCGGAAAUUCUCACAAUACAUUUUGUAUAAACAUUUAAAUGUGUUUUUUAAGAGGUUUUCUCAUGAUCUUGAAGAUACCCAUUAUGCAUCCCUUCAGCAAAAAAAAAAAAAAAAAAAAGCAUUUUCCUUAGAGAGAAGAAGCUGCAGCUCCACUUUCAGUCUGCUGUACAGGCUUCAGUGAUGCUGUGGUAUUACUGUAAACUUCUCAUUUAUAAGCUUCAUGUAAAGUUACUGUUUUUGUAUGUAAACGUUUGUACUAGAUCCUCCUGACAGUGGAGACAGUAGCUUCUAUGUUACAGGUUGCAUAAUGGUCUAUGCAGUUGUCGAAAAAAGAUUUUGUAAAAGUCAAAUACGUUUUUAAAUGAUGAUUUACCUUUUCCCCGUCUCUCUGUGUUGCUCUAACAGAAGGUUGAUUUAUUUUUUUUUAUUUUUUAUUUUUGCUGAAAUGUAAAAAUAUAAAGGCCAGAUUUCUCCUCUAUUGCUAUGCACCCUGAUCUUUCUGUACUGUAAAUGUUUCUAUACCCAGCACUCUUUCUAAUGUCUAACUAGGGAAAUCUGUAGAGGAAUGUCACUAAUAAUUUUACGUCCACUUGUACGAAAAAAGAAAUCAUUUUGUAAUAAAUUAAAAAAAUAUUUGGCAUAUUGA